UCCUCUGGAUCUUCCUCGGGAUCCUCUUUGCUCGUCGAUCUCUUUUCAUUCUCCUUCUCCGUCUUCUCUUCCUCCUCCUUCACCAUCAGCCACCCGUUUCUUCACUUUGCUCCUCUCCCUCUCUCUCUUUCGUUCUGUCUUUCUCGUCGCGGUUUUCCCCUUCCUCUUUUCCUCGCACGAUCUAUCCUCCUCAGCUUGCCUCUCGAACGUAGUAUUUCCUGGUGAUCCGUGAUGCGUACCACGAGACUCUGGCGCUGAUGCGCACGGAAACAUUGCCAGCCCCUUCAGAGUGAAGAGUUGAUGAAGGAUCGAGCCAUGAGCCGCACAGGAUACACGUGCAUCAGGCACGUCUUCUGCUCCCUCAACGUUUUGAUCUGGUUAUGCGCUUGCGGAAUUUUGGGUGCGGGCCUUUGGCUGCGGUUGGCUUAUUCCGGAUACGCGACCUUGGUGCCGCAGUACAGCUUCGCAUCGGCGGACUCGUUACUGCUUGCCGCGGGAUGCGUCACAUUCGUCAUCGCCUUCUUCGGAUGCUGCGGCGCGUGGUUUCAGUCUAGAUGUAUGCUGAUCACGUAUUUCAGUUUGGUGAUACUCAUGUUUCUCGCUGAGUUCAUGCUGGGCACUUUAGCAUUCGUGUUCAGGGAACAUCUUGCGAGAAGCCUGAAGGAAGAAUUACUGUACGGUAUUGAGAAGCAUUACAAUGUCACCAGGGAGCCAGGAACUCUCUCUGCCAUGUGGGACCACAUACAUACGGAGUUUCACUGCUGCGGCGUACGCGACUACACGGAUUGGUUCCAAAUCGAGGCAUGGCCCGAGGAGGACCGAGUGCCGGAUUCCUGCUGCAUGCAACGGGAACGAUAUUGCGGUCGUCUAGAUCCGGAGGGUCGCAAUAAGGAACUGUGGUACAAGGAGGGAUGCGCGUCUGCUAUACAAAUGUGGCUGAUCAUCAGACUCCACGUGGUGGGUACGGUUGGUCUCGUCGUCGCUUUCCUCCAGCUGUUCGGCCAGGUAGCCAGCAUGAUCCUGUUCUGCACAGUCAGGAACAAGAGGUCCUCUCACACGUACAAGAGUUACGACACUACCAAUACCUAG
This is a messenger RNA of Camponotus floridanus (Florida carpenter ant), 1089 nucleotides long. It is a transcript of the gene Tsp5D, whose product is annotated as tetraspanin-9. Gene Ontology annotation, cellular component: membrane. The record is from RefSeq and is a predicted model, not a curated record. The coding region runs from base 301 to 1089 and encodes 262 amino acids. Lineage: Eukaryota; Metazoa; Arthropoda; Insecta; Hymenoptera; Formicidae. The transcript has 5 exons.